Molecule: messenger RNA, 3638 nt
Organism: Rhineura floridana
Lineage: Eukaryota; Metazoa; Chordata; Lepidosauria; Squamata; Rhineuridae
Gene: MSLN
Product: mesothelin
Exons: 13
Coding region: 82-1647 (521 amino acids)
Biological process (GO): cell-matrix adhesion
Cellular component (GO): cell surface
Source: RefSeq, a predicted model, not a curated record
AUUCACAUCCCUAGCCGGCCCUAACGCUGAGGAUCCGCUGGGCCUUCCUGUCAAGUCUCCUGAGAGUGAGCAGAUUUCACCAUGUGGAGAGACCCAUUCAGAAUAAUGUUACAACAAUCAAGACUAUUUGGCUGCAUUUUUAUGGUUGGUUGGGCAAUGGUCACCACUGCCAGAGCUGAGGUGACGCUUCCGGUUACUGGAUUGCCAGUUGGCAACUGUGAAGCCGUCUCUCAGGAAAUCCCGAAGUGCCUGGGGCAGGGGGCAGGGGGACUCUCCGUGGAGCAGAUUGAGAAGUGCAUUCCCAGCAGUGGCCUGCCUGCCUGCCUGCCUGCCUUGAGUGAAGUUCAGGGCUGGAGCCCUGAACAGGCUGAAGCCAUUCUGAACAAACUUUUUAGUUCCGGAUACCAGAUUGUGGACGGCAAGAGCCUUGCAGCGCUUGGGAGCCUGGUGAUAGGACUGAGCCCCACUAGCCUGCAGUCAAUACCUGCCCAGGUGAUCUUGGAUGCUGUUAAGGUCCCAGGCUUUGCCAAACAGCUGAGGAAUGCACCACCGGCUCUGAAAGCUGCAUUUGUGGAAAAGAGUGCAUCACGCAGUUCCCAUGUGCCAACAGCACAGCUGGCAUCUCUUGUGAAAAAACUCCAACGCUCCAGGCAGAAACGUAAUACAGGAUGCCCCCCUGAUAAGAUCAUAACAAAGGAGGUCCUCGAAAACACGCUGAUGCCUCUUGAGUACACUGACAACGAGUUGCGCCUGUGCUUAAGCCCCUCAAUGGUGGCGGACAAUCUCCAUAAUUUCUCAGACUAUCCUUUCACUUUGGAGCAAUUGGCAGUUCUUAAGGAAAAGCUGGAUGAGGGUUAUCCAGAUGGAUAUCCUGAUUCGAUCGUCCGUAACCUGGGAAGCAUGCUUGAGAUAAUGACUCCCGAGGAGGUUAAGAAAUGGAGAUUCAACUCAGCAGAGACCCUUGCCGCUUUGCUGGACAGCUCACCUGAUGACAAAAUGGCCAGUGCACUUAUUCAGCAAUAUGCCAGCUCUGGAGGCCAGUUUGAUGCCACUGCUCUGAAUGCACUUGGGGCAGGAUACAUCUGUCUCCUGACCCAAGGACAGCUCAACAUGAUCAAGGAGGAUGCCAUCAAGCUGGCCAAACCUCCCAAACUUGACGAGUGUCCCCAGUCUAUCAAGGAUAGCCUGUAUGCCAAAGUCAAGAGGGCUUACUCUGACCAACACAAUCAGUUCCCGGAAUAUUAUAACUCCAUCAAGCCAUACCUGGGAGGUGCUCCUGGUGAGGAUUUGAGGGCUCUUCGCAAAAAUAAUGUCAAUAUGGACAUUGACACUUUCAUGGGCUUGUGGAAAGGCGCUGUGAUGGAACUAACACCCACUGAUGUCAAACUCUUGCUGGGAAAGAAUCUAGGGGACCUGAAGGCUCACCAGUCUGACCCUUUUAUAAGAGACUGGAUCAUCAGUCAGAAGCAGUCUGAGCUGGACACUCUGGGCCUUGGGCUCACAGGGGGACGACCUGAAGGAUACAUUGUCCUGCCUAGAGAUCCAAAAACCAACACAUCAAGAGCUCCCCGUGCCAUCAUUGCCCAUCUCCUGCAUGUCUUCCCUGCAUGCCUUCUGAUUCUGUCGCUGAAUUCUAUCCUUUCAUGAAACUCUCCUGCUCUAAACAAACAGAAGACAGGGAGUGUUGUGAUGAUGACCAAGCUCUUUUUGCUGCAAUUUUCUAUGAACUCUCAAAUUUGCCUGUGAUGGGAAGACGCAGAAAUGCCCUUGGGGAAGUGGACGAGGAGAUUUUUUUAAAAAAAAACCUUCUGCCAACCAUGUGUGGGAUGCUUAGUUUGAAAGGCAAAAGUGUAGUUAAGCAUGUGCAGAGUGCCUUUGCUACUGAGGGUGUGAGGAGAGGGAGCAUAACUCAGAAUGGGACCAUGUGCCAUCUGUGCAGAAUGUCCCGGAAGGCUAACUGAGCAUGCACAGCAUGCCUUUGUUUUUUUCCCACUGAGAAAAGGGCCAUAGUUCAGUGGCAGAGCACCUGCUUUGCAGGCAGAAGGUCCCAGGUUCAAUCCCUGACAUCUCCCUGUAGGGCUAGGAGAGAACCCCUGCCUGAAACCCUGCAGAGCUGCUGCCAGUCAGUGCAGACAACAGUGCACCAAAUGGACUAGUCCUUCCUCUGCCAUUGGAAAACCCGGAAAGGGGUGGGGGUUCAAUCUGCAGCCAUUGGGAUUUUGUGCAACAUAGUGUUGCAUACUUCUCAGUUUGUCUGAGCUCUAUAGGAAUUCUGGGAGCAGCUUUAGAGGGCUAAUUUCCUUGCGAGGAGAGAUAGCAGCGACCCCUUGCAUUGACAUUGGAAUGGGCGAAUUUGUCAGUUUCACUUUCUCCUCGUUUUCCCAAUCUUCGGAUCAUCUCUGCAUCAUUUUCUGAUUUUUUUAAGCCUUCUUGCAAAUUCAUCUGCACACAUUUUUCUCCCAGCGUACACAUUUUUGCACACCAUCUCGCCUCAUAUAAUGCAUUUUGGUUUGCUCGUCCACCGAUAUAUGCAUUUGGGUGCACAUUUUCCCCUAAUAUACACAUUCUCGUACACAUUUUUUGUUUUGUUUAGAGGACUACUUUGCCAAAUUCAGAGGAACACAAAUUUCAAAGCAUCGCUGCGUUUUGGUUCAUGGAUUCUUGUGUGUAGGGUGAAUGUGUGCCUCCACAUGCCAAUCAUACUGAAUCCACACACCCCCAUGACAUCAGUUGAUUAACACAAAGACAGAUAGAGGGAGUGAGGAACAGGAAGGCAGAGCUACACUAAAGCAGAAUCAACACACACGCACCCAAACAAGAGACCAUUAUUUUCCUCAAGGCUGUUCCUUCCCAGUUAGCUCCAAUACUCUGAAGUCUGCUUUUCUUGCAAAAACUUUUUUUUUUCGGGCCUCCUUGCCCCUUUGCAGGAGAUUAUUAACCUGCACGCUGGGUUGUAGAAACAUCAGCUGACCGUCAACGUCCAUUAAGCAGCAACUACCGAGAGCCAUUAAGCAAGAUUAAACUUAAAAGAGAAAUGGCCAAUUCUCCCCUGUCCAUAAUAGACCGAUAAAGCUAUAGGGAUGCCCACACAAUCUUCAUAGCAUGAUUGUGGACACACAGAAUGUAUGCAGCACAGCCUUAUGGUCAGCUGCCGAGAAGCAUCUUUGCCACAGCAGUCCUCCAGAAACCUCGCCAGAAGGCCAACUGAUGGAGAGGACAGGGGAAUGUUGCUGUGAAAAUCACCUUGGAACACAGAGAAGUUCUGUCCCUGACUGCUGGAGUGAAACCUUCGGCUGGACCAAGUGGAAGGUGCCGGUCUGCUGACUGUGCCCCUCAGGUAUGCAUCUGCUAGCUAAAGAGGUGAGACGGAUCUGAAGACUUUGCAAACUCCUGGACAAGCGCCACCAGCUGAUUCUAGCCCUGUGAACAGAGGAGGCUGCUCUUGAGGUCUGGGCAUCUGCUUGCUUCAUAAAUUAUUUGUUGAUAGGACCACAACCCAAAGACAGGUGGGUUGGAAAACAGUGUUAGAAGAGCAUAGAAGAACAAAAUAAAAAAUGCUGGGGCAAGCUAAGAACACCCAGUGCUUUAUAUAACCUGAUCUUUUGACUCAGUGGCUUGUAUAUAUUGUACCAAAUAAA